AUGGAUGGUACUGUGCUGCCUGAUGAGUUCCUCCAUACCCUCCGACUUUCCCUGAAGCCUUCCAGUAAUCUCGUCGACACCCUUGCGAACACCGGCGGUGAACCUGAAUCUGACUUCAUCCGCAAGCUCAUCGCAGCCGUCCUAUGGCACCGAAAGUUCGUCCUGACAUAUUACAUAUGGAUUGCGGCUGUGGUGGUUAUAUCCUGUGGCUUUGAGACUUACAAGAGGCGGCGACAUCGGAGCAAUGGUACUCGCAGCAGCAAUGUCGAUGUCAGCAAUGAUAGCGCCAUCGACCCGACCGCAUCUUCAUCAUCGAGCAGCACGUUGACAGGAGCGAAUACACCCCCUCAGAAAGAUGUUGACGAGGCCACGCCUCUGCUACUGCAGAAGGAAACAAAGGAACGCCCACACCUGCGGAAUCGGCUGGCAUCGUUCCUGCUCUACCAACCACGCCCUGUACCGGCCUUGACAUCUCCCAUCAACACCCUGCCAGAUAACGGCACAAGUCUCUCCAUCUUGUUCUUCCUGGCGCUCAACCUCUUCUACCUCUUCUUCCGCUCUCCACUCUCCGCGCAAUGGAUCUUCAUCCUUGUCGACCGGGCCGGCCUUCUCUUCGUGGUCAACCUUCCCGUGCUCUAUAUUUUGGCGGCCAAGAAUAAUCAACCUAUCAAAUUCCUGACUGGGUGGUCCUACGAAGGACUCAAUAUCUUCCAUCGCCGUCUGGGCGAAUGGAUGACUUGCUUUGCUGUUAUCCACAUGUUUGGGAUGUUCGUCGUGUGGUAUACCGUCCUUCAGCCCAUGGGAUUUACACUUCUCCACUACCUCACCACCAAAGUCGUCUUCUUAGGCAUUUGCGCCAUCGUCUCCUACUCCAUCAUAUAUAUCACAAGCAUUGGAUGGUUUCGCCGGCUUUACUACGAGGCGUUUCUGGGCCUGCACAUAUUCUUUCAGCUUGCGGCGUUGGUGUUUCUGUUCUUCCACUAUCCUACAGCUCCACCUUACGUGGGAGCUGCACUGGCCAUAUGGGUCAUCGACAGAGGCAUCUGGCGUAUAGCGACAUCAAGCCGGAAGUUCAUCGCCACAUUGGAAGUCGCUCCCGACGGACAAACCAUUUUAUUGCAUGCGGAAAUUCCACUACGGCAGCAGAAGUCGGCCUCAAGGAUCGUAAGAAAUCUCCGUUACGGCUGGGCACCAGGCCAACAUGUCUUCCUCACCAUCCCAUCAAUGGGCUUCAAAUAUCGCUUCCAAGCCCAUCCUUUCACUAUUGCAUCUCCGGCGCCACCAGCGAACUCAGUCAGCAGACACCUGAAAUCGUGGCCCCUGCAACUUACAAUCCGCGCCAUAGAAGGGUUCUCACUCGACCUCCUACACUACGCAAAAUUCCACCAACACUGCGAAAUCGUCCUGGAUGGACCGUAUGGCUCGGUCUCCGCCCUUGGAGCAGCCCACGCCGCUAGCCGUGUCUGUUUCGUCGCCGGUGGCAGUGGCAUUGCUGUCACGUACCCCUUGGCAUGGGACGUCCGUGUCUCAGCCUACGCCGAGGCAGACGCAAUCGUUGCCACAAGAACAGUAUACGAGAACGGCAGGAGGAAAUCGCCACCCGCAACCCUUGAAUGCAACCAACCCAUCCAGAAAUCGAAGUACAUGCACUUCUGGGUCCGGCAGGACGAACGGCACAAAGAGUGGAUCACGAUGGUUCCGAAAGCGACUGCCACGAUCCACGACCCUGCGCACACCGGCUUUAGAUACCCCGAUCAAGCUGCACAGGCUUCUAGAGUCGAAGAAGUAUCAAGUCUGAUCACCCGAGCGUUCGAUACCAGAGCUCCACCUCCCGAGGGCGGCCGACCAGAUAUGAAGACCGAGAUCUGGACGUGGGUCACCUCGAUCCAGGCGGGCGUGCCUUCGAGGUCUCCGUCGGCAACGACGCUUGAGGACGCUGCUUCAGAACCCUCCUUCGAUCUGUCACCAAACACGAAGACUAGCAUGGGACCUGCGCCUUCCCGGGACGAUAAGAUCUGCAUCAUCGUCUCCGGCCCGGAUGGCCUUGUGCGUGAUGUACGCAACAUCACCGCCGAACUUGUGAAGCAGGGAUGGGAUAUUGACGUGCAUGUCGAGAAGUUUGGCUGGUGA
This is a messenger RNA of Cladophialophora carrionii CBS 160.54, 2130 nucleotides long. RefSeq lists its product as uncharacterized. NCBI's taxonomy places the organism in Eukaryota, Fungi, Ascomycota, Eurotiomycetes, Chaetothyriales, Herpotrichiellaceae. Gene Ontology annotation, cellular component: plasma membrane. The record is from RefSeq and is a predicted model, not a curated record. Gene Ontology annotation, molecular function: ferric-chelate reductase activity. Bases 1 to 2130 code for a protein of 709 amino acids. Gene Ontology annotation, biological process: intracellular iron ion homeostasis; iron ion transport; copper ion import. The transcript has a single exon.